AUGCCUAACCCGAGCAUGCAAAUCAUCGAUGAUGACGACAUAAGUUUUGAGCUUGAGAACAGGCCUGUGACGCGUAAGAUACGCACCUUGAUCGACAAUGGCGAAAUGAAAGUGGGCGAGUUCCAAAAAGCAGUUGGCAUCACGCCCAAUGCGUACUCGCGAUUCAUGAGCCAGCAUGGGAAGGAGAAGGGAGUUGAGUCUUCUGUAUAUCCGGCAGCGUACGCGUUCUUCCAGCAGCGCGAGAUGGCGGGCAUCAAGACGACUGCGAACAAGAAGGGGAAGAAGAAUGAAUGA
Alternaria arbusti is the source of this 294-nucleotide messenger RNA. RefSeq lists its product as uncharacterized. NCBI's taxonomy places the organism in Eukaryota, Fungi, Ascomycota, Dothideomycetes, Pleosporales, Pleosporaceae. The record is from RefSeq and is a predicted model, not a curated record. The transcript has 2 exons. Bases 1 to 294 code for a protein of 97 amino acids.